AUGGCUGAAGACAAAUUACAACAAAAGUCAUCAAAGAGGACGAAAUUGCCAACAACUGACGAUCAGAUUUGUAUGGCACAAACCAAAGAACGCAAAAGGAAGAGGUUGGAAUUAGAGGAAGCUCCAGUUAGAAUUCCAGACAUCAGUCUUGCGGCAGAAGAACAACAGAAGACCAAAGUGAAAAAGCACAAAAAGAAAAAAACAACAGACCAAGAGGCAACAAAAAAUAUUGAAAUUUCCAACCCACCUGAGGGAAGCGAUGACUUAAGCCCAGAGGAGAGGCGGGUACUGGAGAGGAAAAUGAAGAAGAUGAUGAAAAAAGAAGAGAAGAAGAAGCUGAAAGCAGCGGCGAUGACCUCACGGAAAAGCGAAGAAAGCAGUGGGCCCACCGCGUCACAGCAGGCUUUGGAUUACCUCACAUGCUGGGCUAACGAUCGAACCACGUGGAAAUUCCAGAAGACGCGGCAGACAUGGUUAUUACAAAACAUGUUUGAUUCGGAACAGAUUCAUGACGAGAAGUUCUUGCUCCUCCUGGAGUACCUGGAGGGACUCCGCGGAGGGUCCAGAGAGACAACAGUACAAAAAGCACUGGUUCUUGUCCAAGAAUCUGGUCAAGCGCCUGAGGACGGAGAUGUCCAGAAGAGGGCGCACAGAGCAAGAGAAGUCAUACAGAUGCUCUCCUAA
This is a messenger RNA of Nerophis lumbriciformis (worm pipefish), 684 nucleotides long. The record is from RefSeq and is a predicted model, not a curated record. Lineage: Eukaryota; Metazoa; Chordata; Actinopteri; Syngnathiformes; Syngnathidae.